Messenger RNA from Meloidogyne enterolobii, 2529 nucleotides. NCBI's taxonomy places the organism in Eukaryota, Metazoa, Nematoda, Chromadorea, Rhabditida, Meloidogynidae. The record is from the annotation of a GenBank genome assembly.
AUGAAAAGUAUAGUCUCUACCGAGCCCAGUGUCAAUACUUGUGAAGAUUCAAAAAGUAGCGAGUCAUCCUCAGCAAAGAUUAGUGCCGAACAGGAAUUUUGUCUUUAUGAAUUGGAAACAUUAUCUGACUCUUCCAGCAUAGGAUUAGUUUUGCGUGCAAUCUAUGAUACUGGAAGUGUUCAUAAAUUUACUCGAGCAUUGGAUAAGCGUAUAACACAUUAUGACAAAAGCAUUUUACGUGUAUGUACCCACCAUUAUCAAGGAUUUUUGGAUUCAUUGAAACAACUUCGUGGUUUAAAAGAAAAAUGUGCUGAAAUUAGAAAAAAUGCAGAGGAAACUAAUCAACUAGUUCAAGAAGAAAGCCGAGCAUUGUUAAAGCGUAGUUCGGAGAUAGUUCGCUAUAGAAAAUUGCAAAGAAAUGCAAACAAUGCUAUUCAACAAAUUUCUAUGUGUUUGCCAAUGUUGGAGAAUUAUGCUCAAUUGGAAAAAUUAAUGGAACAGAAAAAAUACCUGCAAGCUCUCAAAGUUUUGGAAGAUCUCGAACAUAAUUACCUCAAUCAAUUGCAUAAAUACCGUUUUGCCCAUCAGUUUGCUAAAUCUACUGGCCCAAUCCGUGAUCAAAUACGCGAGCGUUCAUAUUCUGAAUUAACUGAUUUUCUCGAGAAUUUAAUGAAGUCAUCUGAACGAAUUGGUGCUGAUGCUUCUAAACACGUAGACGAAUUUUAUACAAAACAGCAAUUGUGCACUAUUACCUCUAAACGUUCACAGGCUUGUAGUGUGGACCCUACAUUGUCCAGAAAACAGCAAUCUUUAGACAUUAAACUCUCUGCAGAUGGUUCUGUGAUUAAAACAAAUAUAUCUACCUCAAAUUCAUCUCAAAAUUUGCAGCAACAUUUAGCUAAUUCAACUGAAAAAAAUCAACCUAUUAAUUGCCGAUUUGAUGCUUAUGAUAAAUUGGAUUUUGGACCAGUUCAUCGUUGCUGUCAAAUAUUUAAUGUUUUGAAUGAUCGUGAGAAAUUUGAAGUUUAUUACCGAAAGCAGCGUUUUGAUCAAAUUCAACUUAUUUUGGAAAGACAUACUUAUUUGAGUAAAGAAAAUUUAAAUUCAAUUAAUUCAUUUAUUCCUUAUCUUAAUACAAUAAUUGGCUUCUUUAUAAUCGAGGAUCGUAUUGCACAAAUGCAGUCAACGUUGGGAAAUUGCACAAAUGUUGAUCUAAUUUUUGAAAUGAAAAAAUUAAUUCUUUUACUUUCUUUAACUAUAAAGAGUUACGGAUAUAAUCCUAAUCCUUUUUACAAUCUUCUACAAAAUUUCAGAGAUAAAUAUAGUGAAAUAUUAAUAGAAAAAUAUGCUAGUAAAUUUAAAGAAACACUUGAAAGUGACGAUUGCACUCCAAUAGAGACUAAAAAUGAGGAAGAAUAUCGACAAGUUAUCUCUGAAUUUCCAAUUUAUCGAAGGGGAAUAGAUCACGAAGCUUUUCCAAGAAAAUUUCCAUUUUCUCGUUUUGUCCCACAAGUUUAUUCUUUACAAGCAAAGGCAUUUAUUACCGAUUGUGUUCGUUUUAUGGAAGAUUUGCAACUUUCACAAUCUGAAGUUGGUGAUACAGUUAGGCGUUAUUGUAAUGUUCUCUUUGCAAGAUGGUCAGAUGAAUUGAAAAUGUUUAUAGGUUGUCAGAAACGUUCUUUAGUCCAACUUAUUCAAAUAACAAUCAAUAUGGGUUAUUUGGAACGUUCUUGUGAAUUUUUGGAACGGAUAAUUUCUGAAGCAGCACGUAAUUUAAGCGAAACUGACAUUAGCAAUUUUUCCGGUGGAAGUGGAAAUCUUUCGGCACUCGCAUUUGAUGAUACGGCUGGACAUUUUGUAGCACUUAAAAAUCAAUUGUUCCGUGACUCACGUUCUGAAGUUGAACAAUUAAUUGAUGAAGCCUUUCGUGAAAAAGUCCAAGCAUUUCUUGAUAAUUUAAAUUAUGACUGGGAAUUACAGCAUCCAACUGGUGUAGCUAGUGACAAUAUUUCAGAUAUGAUUACAUUUCUCACUUCAACAUUUAUCAAUUUCACCAAUUUGCCGAAUGUUUUAGCUCGGCAUAUUUGCAUGCAGGCUUGUAAAUUCUUGGCUGAACGUCUUCAUUCUAUGCUUUUAUCGCCUAAACAUAAAGCCAUUAGUAUGGGUGCUCUUGAGCAGUUUUCAUUAGAUGUUAUGCAGUGUGAAUUGUUCGCCGCCCAGUGUCCGGUGCCUGGAUUUGAAGACAAUGCUCUAGCUAUUACAUUUGCACAUUUACGUCAAUUACUGGAUUUAGUAAUGGGACCAGACUGGACAACGUUUUUUAGUGAAAGAGAUGCGUCUCAACAACAAAGAACUGAAAAUAGUGUGGCACCAAAAUAUACUCGAGUUAAAGCUUCAAAUGCUGCUAUUCUUCUUGAAAAGAUAGUAGAAUACGAGAAGCGAAACGCUGGGUUUUUCGCACUUAAUAGAGGCGAUCGACAUAAGCUCUAUGAAACAAUAUUAAAGAAACUGCGGAGUUUUAAUGAUUAA